This is a messenger RNA of Hibiscus syriacus, 1206 nucleotides long. Its product is annotated as hyoscyamine 6-dioxygenase-like. The transcript has 4 exons. The coding region runs from base 76 to 1086 and encodes 336 amino acids. The record is from RefSeq and is a predicted model, not a curated record. Lineage: Eukaryota; Viridiplantae; Streptophyta; Magnoliopsida; Malvales; Malvaceae.
AAUUUGCUAUCAAGUCUUUUAAUUCCCCCACUUUACUUGCUGUACCUAGGCCUCUGGAUUCCAAUUAUUGAAACCAUGACACUGCUCUCAAGCUGGUGUUACGAUGGAUCCUUGCCUGAAAGUUACGUGAUGCCACCGGAGACAAGACCCGGCGACCUCAUUGUUCCAAUGGAAAAAUCCAUCCCAGUGAUCGAUCUUCAGCGUAAAGAUCGAAAGGAGACCAUUCAACAAAUUAUGAAAGCCGGCCAAGAGUUCGGAUUUUUCCAGAUUAUCAACCAUGGAGUUUCAGAGGAUUUAAUGGACGAAACCAUGAAUGUUGCAGAGGAAUUCCAUGCAAUGCCAGUCUUGGACAAGGAAAGGGAAUGCGCCAAGGACCCCAACGGCAGCUGCAAGCUGUACACAAGCAGCUACGUUUAUCCCAGGGAGGAUGUUCACUUGUGGAGAGAUGCCGUCAUUCACCCUUGCCGUCCUUUAGACCAACACAUUCAAUUUUGGCCUGAAAAGCCAAAUAGAUACAGAGAAGUAGUUGGGGCUUAUUCGGUUGAGUUAUGGAAACUGAGCUGUAGAAUACUGGAGCUUAUAUGCGAAGGAUUAGGGCUUAGCCUUAAUUAUUUCAGCAAUGACCUCAGCCAGGUUCCCCAAAUCAUUAUUAAUCACUACCCUCCAUGCCCUGAACCCAGUUUAACACUGGGAUUAUUGAAACACCGUGACCUUACCAUCAUCACCAUUCUUCUUCAAACCCAAAUAAAAGGCCUCCAAGUCUUCAAAGAUGGACGGUGGAUCGGCAUCGAACCACUUCCUCAUGCCUUUGUGGUUAAUAUAGGCUCCCUUUUAAUGUUUAUUAGCAAUGGGAAACUGAACGGAGCUGAGCAUCGAGUGGUGACGAAUUCGAGAGAUGCCAGGACGACUGUUUCUUUCUUCGUGUAUCCAAGUGACGAAAGCAUCAUAGAACCGGCGAAAGCUUUGGUUAAUGCAAGCAAUCCUGCAAUUUACAAGGCCUUCAAAUUUGCUGACUUCAUUAAUGUCUCCAUCAUCAACCCUGACGAUGAAGCUUUGAAGGAGCUUAUAUACAACUCCACGGCUUAAAACUCUGUAGUUUUCGAAGGCUUUGAAUUCGAAUGAAGUAACACUGUCAUGUGAUAAAAAGUAAGGUUUCGAAUUAGAAUAAAUAAUAAUGUGAUGGGAUACAACAAAGACUACUUAUUU